Messenger RNA from Cercocebus atys (sooty mangabey), 1647 nucleotides. RefSeq lists its product as uncharacterized. NCBI's taxonomy places the organism in Eukaryota, Metazoa, Chordata, Mammalia, Primates, Cercopithecidae. The transcript is spliced from 5 exons. The coding region runs from base 1 to 762 and encodes 253 amino acids. The record is from RefSeq and is a predicted model, not a curated record.
AUGGUCACAGGCUUUACAGACACCCCCAGGGCCACCUGGAGCCCUGGUGGCAGCUGGGGUCCUGCGGAAGGUGAGGGCUCCCUGCCUGUCUGUGGGAGUGGCAUCGUCCUGCUGAGAAGUCCUGCCAGCUGCUGCCUGCAAGCCGGAGCCCCAGGAAAUCUGGUGGUGUGGCUCCAGUGUGAGCCUGAGGGCCUGACACCCAAGGAGCUGACGGUGGGCACCCAGUCCCAGGGCAGAAGGCCAGUGUCCCAGCCGGGAGCUGACGGCCUUCGAGGGGUUACAUGGUCCCAUGCACACGGGGAGGCAUCUGCUUGCCACAGUCCACCACUGCAAACGCUGGUCUCAUCCAGAGGCCCCUCGCAGACUCCCCCGAAGACAGCACGUCCGCAGCUAUUGGGUGUCCUGGGCUGGCCAGGUGGACACACAGACCUCACUUGUGCAGGUGUCAUGUUCCUUGGUCCUGGACAGCCUUGGUGGGGAAGUUUCCAGAAGUGGCGCCUGCUCCAUGCCCCCCACAUCAGCCCCAGGGGCUCCUGGUAUCCUAAACCUGCAUCCCUGCUCUUGGCCCGGCUGCCAGGAAUGCUGCCAAUGUCGGUUCCUCUGAAUCAAGGUCCCAGGCCAGCUCGCUGUCUCCAGCAAGAAAGGGCCAAGCAAAGCCACAUGAGGAGAAGGGAAGGGUCUGGCCUGUCCUUGAAGAGUGAGCACCCUCCCAUGAGAUUGGAAUCCUGGGAAGCAAAGUCCGAGCACUCCGGAAAAGUCUAAAGGGGGUUCCCAGAGGCAGAAGAAGUUGUCCAGGCGGUGUGUCCUACCACAGCCAGCAGCUCCCAGCACGUGCUCCCAGCAGCCAUUCUGGCCUGGCAGGUCAGAGCCAUGGUCAGUGGCAGCUACUGAACCAGUGCCCGUGGGCGUCAUCUGCCUUUUCUCUCUUGCGUCUAACCAGCAUUUCUCGUAACUAUUCUGAAAAGACUCCAGUCACUUCCUCCACCACCUCUUCUGAGCUGGGGAUGGUACACGGGGUUGGGGAAAAAUCAAUUUAUCAAACAAGCAAAAUGUAUUUAGCACCUGCUUGCUGUAGACCAGGCACCGGGCAGGGCUUGUGAAAAGGAGUUUAAGCCCUCUGGACCCUGGAAACCUUAUGGGAGAGAAUUAAAAUAAACCAGAGGGGCAGAGGUAAGAGCUUUACCUUCUGAAAGGUGCACCACUGAACACCAAGAGGAAUCAACCUGUCUUGUACGUGUAUAAUGAACCUACCACGACGAGCUCUCCAGGAUGACCACUGGGCGGGAUGCACCAAGAAUCAGAGGAAGGGGGUGACUUUGACCUGAGGAAGCUGUCAUUCUCUGGGGAGACAGACAAGAUGGGAUCAAUAAACAGACAGGCAGAUGGUCUGCCCUUGACCUUCGUGUGAAAGGAGAAGACGCUGGCACAAAGAUCUCACUUCCGUGUCCGUCGUAGUAGUAUUUGAUUUACAUACUCUCCACCUGUUUCUUUUUAUGGUCUUGGUAAUUGCAAAAUUAUUACUAGCUGUAAAUAUUUCAAACAAUGUGGUAGAAAAGGCAAAGUCCCUCUUCUAGUAGAGAAAAUGGAGGCCAGGUGUGGUGGCUCAUGCCUGUAAUCCCAGCACUUUGGGAGGCUGAGGCGGGCGGA